AUGGCGGACUUCCACGAUAGCGAUCGGCCUGUCAAGAAGCGGAGAUUGAGUAGCGACGGCGAGGAUGCGGAAGAAGUGCCAUCUAGGGCCAUCACGUUCCAAGACGACGGCCUGUCCAGAAUCAAGAAAUCAAAGGCUCCCAAAGUGCAACCGGUUGCUUCGUCUUCGACUGAAGAACCGGUUGAUGCCAUCACGCUAUCGACCGAUCUGAACGAAAAGUUGACCUUCAAAGACCUUGGAGUAUCACCAUGGUUGAUCCACGCACUCAAAAACCUGUCCAUCACAAACCCGACACGUAUUCAAAAGUCUACCAUACCCGAAAUUCUCGCAGGUAAAGACUGCAUAGGAGGGAGUCGCACUGGAUCUGGAAAGACAAUUGCAUUUGCGUUGCCAAUUCUCCAACAGUGGGCGAAAGAACCGUCGGGAAUUUACGCUCUCAUCCUGACACCAACCCGAGAAUUGGCACUCCAAAUUUAUGAGCAGAUCCAAGCCAUUGGAGGGAAUCAAGGCAUCAAAUCAGUUCUUGUGACAGGCGGAGCUGAGAUGCGAAAACAGGCCAUCGAGCUGGAAAAGAAACCACAUAUUGUGAUUGCCACGCCUGGCAGGCUGGCGGAUCAUGUGCUGAACAGUGGAGAAGACACUAUUCGCGGACUGAAAAAAGUCAAGUUUGUGGUGUUCGACGAAGCAGAUCGCUUGCUACAAAGUGGAAAAGGCAGCAUGCUGGGAGAUGUGGAACGGUGUCUAGACGCAGUGCCCAGCGCAGCAAAGAGACAGACCUUACUCUUCACCGCCACAGUCACACCUGAAGUGCGAGCUUUGAAGGAAAGUCCUCGAGAGAAUGGCCGUCCACCACCCUUCGUCUCAGAAGUAGACAUUGACUCUCUUGCCAUACCUUCAACCCUAACCCAAACCUAUCAACUCGUGAAUGUCCUGCAUAAAGAAAAGUACCUGCACAUUCUCCUCAGCACUCCCGCCAAUAUUCAAAAGACAACCAUCAUCUUCACAAACCGCACCACAACCGCAAACCUCCUAGAAUACAUGCUCCGCUCUCUCGAGCACCGCAUCACAGCUCUCCACUCCGCUCUCACCCAUGAAGACCGCGUCAACAACCUCGCCCGCUUUCGCGCUGGCGCCGCACGGAUCCUCGUUGCCACAGACGUAGCGGGUCGCGGUCUUGAUAUUCCGGAUGUGGGACUCGUGAUCAAUUAUGACCUACCUCGUAACCCGGAUGAUUACAUUCAUCGUGUGGGACGUACGGCACGUGCGGGACGGGUCGGCGUGGCGAUUAGUCUCGUGGGACAGAGGGAUGUGGACCUUGUGAAAGCGAUCGAAGCACGUGUGGGCAAGGCUAUGGUGGCGUAUGAGGAGACUGGAGUGAACGUCGAGACGCGGGUCAUUCGAGAGGCGUUGAAUGUUGUGGGCGAUAAGAAGAGGGAGGCCAUGUUGAAUAUCGAGGAGGGAAGAGAUGUGAAGGGGAAGAGGAGAAGGGGUUUGGCGAAGGCUUUGAGGAGGGGGAAGGCGUAG
Molecule: messenger RNA, 1524 nt
Organism: Sphaerulina musiva SO2202
Lineage: Eukaryota; Fungi; Ascomycota; Dothideomycetes; Mycosphaerellales; Mycosphaerellaceae
Product: DEAD-domain-containing protein
Exons: 2
Coding region: 1-1524 (507 amino acids)
Molecular function (GO): ATP binding; nucleic acid binding; RNA helicase activity
Source: RefSeq, a predicted model, not a curated record